GAGAGCAGAGUAGAGAUGUUACUCCUUUACGCCGGGACAACGUGGCUUUUCAAACUCCGAGUCCGAACGAAAACCGACUGGUGAAUAUGGUGAAUGCAAGUUUGAAGCGGAUAUUUGAAAAGCUGGAGACGAUGGACAAGAGAUUGGUUAAGAUGGAGGCGGACAUCAAUGAGCUCAAAGAGGCAAGAGAGGAGCCUGCUUCGAAGAAAUUAAAGAGAGCUGGGAAUAAAUCUGUUGCGGAAGCUGUACGCAGAUUGCACAAUGGGGAAAACAACACACACAAAUAUGACCCACAGACAAGUCUAUCCUCCCCCCACAACCUCGAGGUCACAACCUAUCUCUUUAAUGGCGUCUCCAUGGCUGUACCGGACGUAGAUCCUGCUGUUGUUAAAGCAUCCUGCAAGACAUAUUUUGAAACUGUUCGAAGGGGUUACAGGAUGGCCCAAGAUGAGAACAAAGAGAAGAUGGAGGACAGCAGGAUCAUUGCUCGCACGAGACAAAGAAAAAGAAGACUGCUGAGCAGCAGGACUGGUGUUCUCCAGACAGAGGAAGAGGCAGCUAUCUGGAAGACUGCAACAGUUGACCAAAUGUCUGAAGAGGAGGAUGCCAUCUUGGAUAGAAAGACGGUGUGGGUUUAUUUGUAUAUUAUAUUGUUUUCUAAAUAUUAUACACAGGCCUUAAUUAUUAGAUGGGGUUAUAUAUUGUAUGACUAAUAGUAAAGUGUAUUCUAUGCUAACAUAUUUUUUAUUUAUAGAAUUUUGAUUGUGUGUAUAUAUAUAUAUAUAUAUAUGUCAUGUGCCCAGUGUCAUUUUAAAAUAAUAAAAAUAACAAACUCAACUUUGUCUAUCUGAUUGUCUUGACAUUAUAACCAUGAACACCAAUGAUAAUAAAUAUUAAUGAUGAGUAACAAUAAACCCAAAU
Messenger RNA from Rhinichthys klamathensis goyatoka, 921 nucleotides. RefSeq lists its product as uncharacterized. The record is from RefSeq and is a predicted model, not a curated record. The transcript has 6 exons. NCBI's taxonomy places the organism in Eukaryota, Metazoa, Chordata, Actinopteri, Cypriniformes, Leuciscidae. Bases 87 to 713 code for a protein of 208 amino acids.